AAAAUUUUAACAAAGGUUUGUUGUUUUAUUUAAAUAAAAGUGUAGGGUCUUGUACUCCUAGGUCGGAGCAGUAUGAGAAGGCCAGGACUUCUCUGCUCUACUCCUACACUCAGCGCUACAACGAGCACAUCGUCCCCUGCUUCAUAUCAGACGGAGACCCGCCUGAGGAAGACAGACAAGCCCAGCCCACAUGGAGUCCCUUCAACGCGCUCUACUUGAAGCUACAGUGUCCCGUUGUGCGGCCCGCUCUCAUGGUGACGUCCGACAAUGGUCAAACCAUCGUAGACUUCCGUCGGGUGUCAGUGGGUGAGACGAUGAUUAAGAGGUUUACAGUUCAGAACAUUUCAGACGAAUCGUUGCAGAUGAGGACGUCAGUGCUGGAUACACUGGGACCAUUUUCCCUCCUCAAUGCCCUCAGAGUCAUAAGACCUGGAGGAAAGAGAACUCUGGUUCUGGCCUUCAGUCCUGCUGAGGAGAAAAAGCACUGUGAGAUUCUGGAGAUCAAAACCACUAAAAUGAGCCUGGAGUUGACUCUGUGUGGGGAGGGUGUGUUCCCCACCAUCACAUCGUCUCACCCUGGAGGACUUCUCGACUUUGGCUAUGUGUUUGAGAAGGAGAGGAUCUCAGAGGUCGUACAGUUGCGGAACAGCUCGGUGGUGGAAGUGGGUUUCAGGACGCUGUUGGCCAGUCUGUCUCUGUCCAGACCUCAGGAUGGAGUCGACACUGUGGACAUCCUGCUGGGCAGUUACACGGACUCUCAGGUCCAGCCUACUGUAGGAACUCAGAACUACAGUGGGCUGAGCGUGUUCAGCGUAGUGCCAGGAGAGGGCAGCAUUGCUCCAGGACAGAGUCAGAACGUCACUAUCACCUUUCAGCCUGACCAUCCGUCUGUCAACUACUCUGACAAACUCACCAUUGAGCUAAUGAAUAAGAGUAAAGUGUGUGUGAUGGAUCUGAAGGGUGCGGCCUCUUCACAUCACAUGUAUUUACAUGGAGGAGACGUGCUGACCGUGCCCAUUGAAUCUCUUCUCCCUCCACUCCCAGCGGCACCAGGGGAGAAGGGCAUCCCUGUACUGGUGACCUUGUGCGCUCGCUCCAGCGGGGGUGCUGUCAUACCUGCGGUGAGGGAGCUGCAGGUGGGAUGCGUCUGUACCACACAGCACAGUAAGAAGAGUGGUGAGUUUUCCUGGGAUGAUGUGGGCUCCCUUCAAGAACAAGGCUUCAGUGUGGAGCCCAGCAAAGGUGCUGUGGAGUCAGGUCAGAAAUGCACCAUCACAGUCACGUGGACUCCUCAGAGUGGAUACAAGCCCUAUGAUGUGGUGCAGACGUGUGUGUCUCUGACCCUGAGGGGAGAUGAGAGGUACAUUUACAAAGUCACCUUGAUGGCUUUGGUCUCCUACUCUGCUGAGUGACCUCUGCAGCACCUGGACCACGGCCAGUGUGGGGAACUGGUGUCAUACACACACACACACAAAGAUACUGAAGAUGGAACCAACAUCAAUAAGAGACGGAUUAUUUAUGACUUGAUUAUUGAUAUUAUAUUGUAACAGCACUGCACUGUUUGCCUAUUACUUUAAAUAUACAUUUUAACAUUUUAUUAGUCACUUUUAAGGUGAUCCAUGAACUGGUUUGGCUCUUUAUCAGAUAACUUUUAACCUCAUACUCACACUAUACAACCACGGGUAAAGACUAAUAAAUAAAUAAACAUAGACAUAUAUAAUAUGAUAAAAUAAGAACGAGGCAGUGCAAUAGAAAGGCAAAUUGACUAGCUCAUCCUGAGUUGAAUGCCAAGGAGACGAGGUGUGUUUUAGGAGGGACUCUUCUGUGAUUUGUUAAACCAUCCCAUCUGGGAGCAGCUACUGAAAUCACCUCUGGUUUCACGCCUAGUUCUAGGAACAUCCAAGAGCAACUGGUUUGAAGAUCACGUGAUUCUGGCAGGAGUUUAGAGAUCUAUUAAGUUCCAUAAAUUGAUUGAGUCCAGCCCAUUUCAAACCUUAAAAACAAGCAAUAAAAUCUUAAAAACAUUCCUGAACCAGACAAUUUAUGCUGGUUUUUUUAUCUCUUUAAUAUAUAUUUAUACAUUAGAUUAGUGAUUAUUUAUUUGUUACAUUGACCUAAUGUGUGUAAUUAUGGGCUCAGCACCGCUUCAGAUUAAACCUGGAGUUUACCUCAACAAAACACUCUCUCUGUCUGUUUCCAUCGUCAGCGCUUGGCUGAAUGGACCUAAUUCCACCACCAGGGGGGAGCAGGCAAUGCCAAGGAAGCCACUGGUUAAUGUGAGUUGGCUGAUGUAAACCAGCAAAUGUGUACAGUACAGACUGUGUCAUCGCUGGUACUGUAACUGUACACGUGUAGUUAAAAGAGGUAUAGAGUUCAUUUCAAAUAUAUAUUAUUGUUUUACAUUAUGAAUAAUAGUGAAAAUAUUAUAACUACACUGUUGUUAUCAUUAUUAUUAUUAUUAUUAUUGAUUCCACUAAAACCUCUUCAGAAACUGCCAUCAAAGCGCUGAAUCAUCCUCUUGUACAUCACUGACAAUAGAUAAUUUCACAACCCUGAUAAUGAACAUAGUGGAACAAACUUAAUUCCUGUUUGUUUGUUUUUUGUAUAAUUUUGUUUCGUAUAAUUAUGAGCUGUACACAACAGCAUUGGACAGAUUGUACAAUUGGACGCGUUGCAUGGAAAUGAACUGACAAAUGGCACAGCACACAAUAACCUGAAAAUGAAAACAUGAGAAAAGAAAAACAGUUAAAAGAAUAAAACAAAACAGAUGCUGUACUUUAGUUAUAGACGGAACACAGCCACAGGUCACCAAUAUAAAUGCACACAGGUGUUGUUGUGACUAAGGGCCACUGGUGGCUGACUGCUCCUCCCCCAGCAACCUCCUCCACAAAACGCUCCCAUAACCUUACCGGUAACCAGUUUAUGCCAGUUAACUCUAAUCAUAAUCUAACCACAAUUCAAAUCAUACAGGGUAACCAGUUCCUCAGAAAUUAGGUUCUGGACUAGGUUUCGGUCUCCAGGAAGGUCAGUGUUUAUGCCAAAAAAUAAAUACAAAUACACAAUACACAAUACACACACUCCGAGCCAUCUUCCUUUCUCAUUCCGGAAAUAAAUAAAUGAAAGAUAGAAGAUAAUUGGUGCCUAUUUCAUUUAUUAUUGAGCAAUUCUCCAAAGUAUUCUUUGAAAGAUACAUUAUUUUAUAGAUGAAUGGAUUAUUAUUUUCAUGCAAGUUCCCAGUAACACUUUAUUUAAACUCCUAUUAAUUAACAUAUGCUGUUGUCAAACUAAAGAUGUAGUGUGUCGUGUUUGCGCCUUUAAAGAACAUACACAGUUACUUUACCUCACUAUUUGAGCUACUCACCCAUUUUACCAACCAACUUAUUAUCUAAAUCUUAUUUUGCUCAUUAUUCCAGAUGCGUAUCCAGACUGUCUGUCCAUAUAGUGGCACUUUACCGCUGACUAGUUUCCAUGCAGCCUUAUUUGCAACGUGUGGUUUGGAUUUGGUUAAGUACACUCGCUAACUUUGACAAUGCAUUCCGACAAUUUGUAAUCCUAUUUGAAUGCAUAUUUUAUGAACUAACAUCUGCUUCCUUUUUUUUUUCUGCAUUUCUCCGUCACAUUACACCGGGUCUUGCUCAGUCCUGGUGUAUGUGAACUACUGUGUGUGUGUGUCCUUGUGUGUGUGUGUACAACAGCAGAUGUCACUAAUGCCUCAACGCGGACCAAUAGGGUCUGACCUCUCAGAGAUACAUGCUGUAAGCAUUUAUCAGAGAUUGUAGGAGAUUAUGUUAAAUCAGAUUACUGUACCCCAACCUGCCUAUUAAAAGCAAGGUCAUUAUGAGCUUAGCCUCGUGUAAUGUCAAUCGUUUUAUGAGACGCACUACAUCAUAUUAGGCAAUAUUUGUGUUGCUGUUUUGCCUAUUUUUUCUAAUCUGAUUUCUCCUCUGAUCUCUGGCUAAUACCGUGAGAUAGUGCUACUUACGCUCCACCAUCGAGUGGUGUCUCUCUCUCUGUCGGCCUGUGUUGUCUGUUAGUGUGUGAACAGUUAGUGAAUGCGACUUGAAUAAAUCACUGCUGUAAAAUGCUCGUAAAAGUCAACUCUGAUGCAGGUCAUGACCAUUCAUUUAUUCUAAACUGCAUUAAAACACACAGCAGGAGUUAUUUGUAGAUAUAUAAAUGAACAUAUGUCAUACACUCGUACUGUUACGUUAAAUAAUGAGUUUGGAACACACAAAAUGAAAAGAGUUUUUGUAUUUUCAUUGCCCUGUAGUAAAUAAUGCUUGGUUUCCUCAUUUAAAAGGUUGUUUGGUUUCCUAAUGAUCACAGCUGUUUACCAUCGGGGCUUUAUUUUAUAUAUAAAAACACAUUUAGAGCUUG
Molecule: messenger RNA, 4377 nt
Organism: Solea senegalensis (Senegalese sole)
Lineage: Eukaryota; Metazoa; Chordata; Actinopteri; Pleuronectiformes; Soleidae
Product: cilia- and flagella-associated protein 74-like
Exons: 11
Coding region: 252-1412 (386 amino acids)
Source: RefSeq, a predicted model, not a curated record